This is a messenger RNA of Labrus bergylta (ballan wrasse), 3680 nucleotides long. RefSeq names its product gonadotropin-releasing hormone II receptor-like. Gene Ontology annotation, molecular function: G protein-coupled receptor activity; protein-hormone receptor activity; peptide binding. Lineage: Eukaryota; Metazoa; Chordata; Actinopteri; Labriformes; Labridae. Gene Ontology annotation, biological process: cellular response to hormone stimulus; G protein-coupled receptor signaling pathway. The record is from RefSeq and is a predicted model, not a curated record. Gene Ontology annotation, cellular component: plasma membrane.
CCGGAAGGCAGACACCGGGAGAAGUGAUGCUUCAGCACGUUGGACAGCUCCGAUCCGGGAACGGAAUCCUGCAGGUUUUAUCUCCACCGGAGCGCCGAUAGACCGAGCAGACCUUCCUCAGGAUGUCAGUGAACCUGUCUCUGUGGGUCUCCCCGUCUGAUGAUCCUCUGAACGUCUCCGUCCUGAUGAACUCCUCCUCGACCCCCUCUCUUCCCCCCUGGAAGGCGCCUACCUUCACCGUGGCGGCUCAGUGUCGUGUAGCAGCCACCCUGGUGCUGUUUGUGUUCGCCGCCUGCAGUAACCUGUCCGUCCUGAUCAGCGUGUGCUGGGGGCGGGGCUAUCGCCUGGCUGCACACCUGCGCCCGCUCAUCGCCAGCCUGGCGUUGGCUGACUUGAUGAUGACGUUCGUGGUGAUGCCGCUGGACGCCGUGUGGAACAUCACUGUGCAGUGGUAUGCCGGGGACGUCAUGUGUAAGCUGCUGUGCUUCCUGAAGCUGUUCGCCAUGCACUCUGCGGCGUUCAUACUGGUGGUGGUGAGUCUGGACCGGUACCGGGCCAUCCUCCACCCUCUGGACUCUCUGGAUGCUGGACUGAGGAACAGACGCAUGCUGCUGGUGGCCUGGACCCUCAGUCUGCUGCUCGCCUCUCCACAGCUCUUCAUCUUCCGGGCCAUUAAAGCAGACGGCGUGGACUUCACUCAGUGUGUGACCCACGGAAGUUUCCAGUAUCUGUGGCAGGAGACGGCAUACAACAUGUUUCACUUUGUGACGCUGUAUGUCUUCCCCCUGCUUGUCAUGACUUUCUGCUACACCCGCAUCCUCACCAAGAUCAAUGGGCAGAUGCACAAGAGCAAAGAGGGGGAACACUGUCUGAGACGCAGUGGAACCGACAUGAUACCCAAAGCUCGGAUGAAGACCCUGAAGAUGACCAUCGUCAUCGUCAGCUCCUUCGUCAUCUGUUGGACCCCCUACUACCUCCUGGGGAUCUGGUACUGGUUUCAGCCAGCCAUGAUCAAGCACACACCCGAGUAUGUGCACCACAUACUGUUUGUGUUUGGGAACCUGAACACCUGCUGCGACCCGGUCAUCUACAGCUUCUUCACCCCGUCCUUCAGAGCCGACCUCGCCGACGUGUUGGCGUGCUGCAGAGGUCGUCGAGCCAACAAUGCCUCGCCUCGCUCUGUGGACCGCCUCUCCGGGCGAUGUCACGGAGGCGGUGUGGAGAUGGAGUCUGAUUUGAGCUCAAACCCGCACAGUGGGAACCCAAGCUAAACGGACUUUGACACUGCUACGAUGAACUUAAUGUCUAAAAUAAAGAUGUCAGCAAUUUCAAGCUCAGAGAAAUCCAAGAGCACAUGACUGCAUGGUGAGCUACUUUGGUUUUCAUGCUCUUAGAGACUCUAAGUCUGCACCAACUUUCGUUUAUUGCAGUGUCUGAUGGUAGGCCCUUGUUCUCGAUGGACUGUUGAUAUCACAAAGAGAACAAAUGUGCUGCAAGACCCAUGUGUGCCAAUACCCUACUACUAAUAUGGCUUCCCUCGCAGCAGGAACCUCCAUGCUAAUCUCAGAUAUCUACAUAUGAGUACAAAAUUAAUAUGCAACAAGAAUUUUGGUGUCUGGAGCGCUCUUGUUUACAUUUGAAGUCCAAGAAGAAUUGACCCACAACCUUUCAGGUGGGAAUUUUUCCUCUACUCCCAUCUCCAACUAAAUUUUGUCUCAAGUUGUAAGUCAUGCUUGCGGAAUAGCAGAUAGCUGCACCAGAAGCCCCAAAAUGUUGGCCCUUUACCCAAGAAUUCCUUGAUAGACGAUGUAAAUUUGGGAACCUCAGAGCGGACUUAACCAUGUGUUAGAAGGAAGGCAAAUGAACAUAGAACAGACACUAAACCAACUACAAAAAGACAUUAAAUUGUACACUGAAACACCCACUUGACUCCAUCUGUAAACAGACCCAAUGGCCAUUUAGUAAGGAAGAAAACAGACUUUGAAACAGAAGCUAAAGGUACCUUGAAAGAGAUGCCAGCAUACCUAGAAGCCCCAGCUACUGGACCUGAAAACAGAUGAAUGGCAAAAGGUUACUUAAAUACAAAUCUCAUCAUGGUUUAAAUAAAAGAAAGUGAACUGUAAAAGAGUUGUUAAUAGUACCUAGAAGCGGACAUUUCAGGGCACCUUUAAGCACAUUUAACCACAUGUAAAAAUGGAACAAAUAACAACUUUUAAGAUCCAAUGGGUACCUCAAAACGCCAACUAAAGGUUACUGUAAACAGCCUAAAAACGUUACUUAAAACAGGCCUAUCCACAUGUAAGAAUGAAAGGAAGCUUUCCUGACAGAUGCAUGCCAAAAGGUACCUCAAAACAGACCUAAUCAUGACUAAAAAUGAAAACUGAUAGUAUGUUGAAACCGACAUGAAAGGGUAACUUAAAACAGAUCUAACCUCUGUUACAAUGUUACCCACCCUGAUGUCGCCCACUGGUCCGUAGACGAAGCUAUGACUUUGGCAUUUUGGUCGUUGCCAGGUUGUGGGUUUCUAACUGCAGCAACUCUCGCCUGGCCUUGCCACAUUCUGCAUACACCACUUCCGGUAUAAACAUAAUCAAAGCUAUAAAUACCCGACACUCAUACACCUUUACGACACAGUGGGUUAGGGUUAAUUUUCAAGUUUCACAACAUUAAAGGAAAUCAAACAUUAUAUUCUUUGUCUUUGAUUGAGACAUCAACAACAACACACACUGCAUAUACACUUUCACAUUAGGGACCCGGGCCCGGAUCCGAGUACAGGAAGUGGACUGCUCUGUGAUGUAAUUCUAAACGGCUGAGAGCAUGACUGUGACUGGUUUUGAAUGUGGGUUUUGGCAGAUAUCAUCUAUUUCCAGUAUUGCAUACCACCACUGAACCUUUUAGUGGUAUGCAGUGCUGGACCGUACUGGCCUACUUUCACCACGCAGGACCGUUGCCCCUGGUGGCUGUCAGGAAUAAUGCAGAUUUUAGAUUUUUUUUUACAGCUGCAUCAUUUUUAAAAACAAAAAAAAUUAGUCCUUAGUCUUUUUGAAGUCUUAGUCCCUUAGUCCUUAGUCUUUUUGAAGGUCUCGCUUUUUGCACGAGACGGAAACCCUGCCCUGCCUUGGUCUUGGUCUUGGCCUUGACUCGGUCUCGAUCCCUAAAUGUCUUGGUCUUGUCUUGGUCUCGGAGCACUCUGGUCUCAGUUAGUGUGGGAUUGACUUCAACACUAGUCUGUCACAUUACACCCUGUUUUUACUCUCCUGGUAAUCUUCUUCCUGGCAAACCUUCCACCUGUUUAACUUUCACAUCUACUCACUUUGCUCUCCACUGAAGUCUGAUUGAACUUGAUUCUUCGCAACACUAAGCACAUCCAUACAGUCUGUUUCAACACUACCUCUGCCAACUGGAUAAUCAACACCUCCUGCAUGAUUGUAAAAACUACUCUGAACGGUAGUUUGUAUCAUAGCCUCUAGAGAGAUUUUAUGGAAAUAUAAAAGGAUGUCAUUAUUUACCAAAAUAUUUGUAAUAGCAAGAUUUGACUAGUAAUGUAUGCAACACUAUAUGAUCAUCAAAUGUACAAUUUAUGUUAAUUAUAUGUAACAAUGAAUGUGAGUGCACCACAAUUAUAUUCUCUUAAGUGCAAGAUGGUGUGAAGUAUCAGAGUCUAAUAUAUGCUCAAUAAA